AGGGGAAAAAAAAUUUAUUGAUGCAUAUAUAUACUUUCCUUUAGGAGGACCAAGGAAACAAUCACUUGGAAACAUUUAUCAACAACCACCCUAUUCUCAAUCAACACCCGCCAAUAUGAGCAAUAAUGGAGGUGGGGGUGGUGCAUUAGAUAAUCUUAUGGCAGAUCUGAUGAAUUCUAUGAAUGAUGACCUUCAUCUAGGCACAAUGCCUACAAAUAUUAAUAAUAAUAGUUGUGGUGUGUGUGGGGAAGAAUUUGAUUAUAGAGACGAUGUAAAGACAGUGGAUAACAAGUGUUACCACAAAGCAUGCUUUACUUGCCGCUUGUGUUGCCAACCAUUUGAUCAGCGUCGUACACACUAUGAGCAUGAAGGAAAGUUGUACUGUGAAAGAGACUAUCACGUUGUGAAGAAUAGGAUGACUUGCGCUACAUGUGAAAAAGUGAUUCCACCUCAUAUACCACCUAUUAAAGCAUUAGGCAAAUUUUAUCACCCAGGACAUAUCAAAUGUUAUCACUGUUAUGAUCCCAUCGACGAACGAACGGGAUGGAAAGAGUAUCAGGGUCGACUGUACUGUAGAUCCGACUUUAAAUCCUUAUUUUUACCCAAAUGCAGGGCAUGCAACCGACCUGUUGAAAAGGAGGCAGUGUCUGCAAUGGAUGGCAAAUUAAAAGGCAAGUGGCAUUUAGAGUGCUUUGGUUGUCAUACGUGUCAUCGUCCGUUCCCAGAUAAUACCUUUUAUGUCUUUGAGGACUCACCUUAUUGUAAAAGACAUUACCAUCAAUUAAACAAUUCCUUGUGUAGAACGUGUGAUGAACCCAUAGAAGGACCAUGUGCACAGACAAUUGAAGGUUGGCGAUUCCAUCCUUCUUGUUUUGGUUGCAGUGUUUGUCACUAUCCCAUUACAGAUAUUUAUUACAUGUUUGAAAGAAGAAUCUAUUGUGAGACACAUAUCAGACAAUUACAGAUGCAACGCAAUGUACGAGCAGAAAAGCGCAAGACACAAUUUGGAAGGAUUUAACUUUAUUUAAACACCUUUGUGGUCAAAUGCGAACCACCAAAUUAAAAUACCAGCUACAAUAAGUAAAAUAAUAAAAAUAACAAAACACAUCCAUUUUUUCUAUUUUUAUAAUUGUUUAAAAUGU
Messenger RNA from Rhizopus microsporus ATCC 52813, 1142 nucleotides. RefSeq lists its product as uncharacterized. The transcript has 5 exons. NCBI's taxonomy places the organism in Eukaryota, Fungi, Mucoromycota, Mucoromycetes, Mucorales, Rhizopodaceae. The record is from RefSeq and is a predicted model, not a curated record. The coding region runs from base 116 to 1018 and encodes 300 amino acids.